AACUGAACGAAGCCACCCCCCCAUCGUCUCCACUCCGCUCCUCCCCCUUCACCAACACCCCAUCCCCUAUCGCACUCUCGACUCCACGCCGCGCGCAUCUCUAUCCGCUGAAUUGGCCCGCUGCACGAUUAGGCGCUGGGACUUCACGCUUGUUUUCGGAUUGUUUUGAUUUUGGAUAUUGACGCUUCCUGCCUCCAUUGCUACGACAACACCCUCAUCGCCGCCCUAUUAGCAAACGCUCUACGCUCUCUUUCAUCAUGGAGCGCACUCCCUCCCCUCCCCGUCGCCUACAUACCCCGCCGGCGCCUCUUCACGGUGACACCUACGAGCCCUUCUCACCGCGUCGCUCCACCAGAGUGGCCGCCCAGCGCGGCCUUCACCACGAGCAAACGAGCCCGCGGUCCAGGCGCGACAUAACCCCUACGGCUUCGACAAAGCGCUCUGCCGCCCGUGCUUCUGCCUUUGCGCUCUCACCGCCAUCCUCUCCAAUUUCUCCACAACAACUCCGCUCUCCACGCUCGACUCGACGCGCGCGCCUGGAUCUGCACCCUCUUGAUUCAGACUCAGAUCACGUUGCUCCAACGCCAGCGCGUCUCCUGUCAACAAUGGCACCCGGCAUGCUACCAACACCAGCAAAGACGCCGCGCAAGCGCCGCAUCGACGAUCUAAGCUCGACCGCGCGCGUAUUGUUCCCAAGCCGCCCCGCUACCAUCGACGAGGUUGUGCCGACGCCGCGAAAAGCGCGCAAGACUAAGAACCUGUACACCCUAGAGAGCUUUGCGCAGCAGAACGACGAGUCGACCGAGAAGAUUGCCAUCUAUACGGACUCCAAGGAGCGCGUUCCUUCGCCCGGCACUGAGGAAGACAACCCUUUCAUCGUGAAGAAGGGCAAAGGCAGGGCCAGGGCGACCCCACAGAAGCCACGCAAGAUGGUCAGUCAGAGAACCGAGAAGAUGACUGCAGCAGCGGAACGGGACGAGGGCAUGGUAUAUAUUUUCCGUGGCCGCAAGGUCUUCCGCAAGUUCCAUAACGGGCCGCCAUCAAAUGCUUCUGAGGCUGAGGAAGAUGAAGAGCUCUCCGCGGACGACAUGCAGCUGCGACGCCAGAUUGGCCACGAGGCUCGUCGUCCUCUUACUCGUUCCUCUAUCAAGCCGCGCCUUCUGUUCCAAGCAGAAAUCCAGGAGCGUAACCGCGAGAACGGCACCGAAGAGGACGACGAAGAGGCGGUAACGGACAUUGAGAUUCCCGUUGCAACUCCGAGCCGGAGGAAGGGCAAGGGCGCCGUGCAACUGCCCACGCUAGAAGCUACCCCGCCGCCUACUGUUCGCAAGGUGAAGAAGGAAAUCUCCUUUGACUCCUGGUCACGCGUCAAAUCGGCGCAUAGCUCAAGCAGCUCCUCGCGCGAGACCAAGAAGCGAGGCGGUGAGCCUCUAGAGCGCGAGGCUGACAAGCGGGCUCGAACCCGUUCAUCUUGAGUGUUGGUUACUACUACUACACCUGCUCUUUUUGAGUUUGUUGCUUGUAGUACCUCACUUGAUACACUUUCGUUAGCCUAGGAACUGGAGUUUUGGAUUUGAUUUGCAUGGUCUAUUGGCCAUUAAUGUUACAUAGCGAGCGUCUUGAUUUGGAGGAUACCCAUACUGCGUGUGUACUGCACGAUGCGAUGCAAGCAUUAUGGCGAUUAUGAGGUACUAAGGCUGACUGUAUAGCCGAAAGUCAAGUUUACAGGUUUGGAUAUAGCCUGUUUGUCCAAGCAUAGCAUACUGUGCACUGGUGUACACCGCAGCAGCAUAGUAUGUUGACGGUCAUGGGGAAUGACAAUAGCAUAGUCAAAUAAGAUCAAUUCUCCU
Molecule: messenger RNA, 1850 nt
Organism: Cucurbitaria berberidis CBS 394.84
Lineage: Eukaryota; Fungi; Ascomycota; Dothideomycetes; Pleosporales; Cucurbitariaceae
Exons: 4
Coding region: 258-1475 (405 amino acids)
Source: RefSeq, a predicted model, not a curated record